Cryptomeria japonica (Japanese cedar) is the source of this 330-nucleotide messenger RNA. RefSeq lists its product as uncharacterized. The transcript has a single exon. Bases 1 to 330 code for a protein of 109 amino acids. Lineage: Eukaryota; Viridiplantae; Streptophyta; Pinopsida; Cupressales; Cupressaceae. The record is from RefSeq and is a predicted model, not a curated record.
AUGGAGAUGUUUUUUGCCGAGGCUUCUGCUUGUAUCACCAUCAAUGGCUGCCAGUCUCAUACUUUUGGGCUUUUUCACUCCACUCGUCAAGGUUGUUCUUUAGCUCCUUCCUUGUAUGUUCUUGCUGCUGAAGGCUUUGGCUACUUGCUUGCACAUUCUACUUCACAAGGGAUGGUUCGGGGGAUAUCUCUUCCUGAUUCCCCAUCUCAGCUUAUCAAUGAUCAUUUUGUUGAUGAUUUCUUACUCACUCUUGUGGAGGAUGAGGAUAAUAUUAAAGCGGCCUUGUCCUUCUUGGAAACCUUUUGGCUUGCCUCUCGUUCAACCAUUUAG